Molecule: messenger RNA, 1110 nt
Organism: Mollisia scopiformis
Lineage: Eukaryota; Fungi; Ascomycota; Leotiomycetes; Helotiales; Mollisiaceae
Product: Clavaminate synthase-like protein
Exons: 2
Coding region: 1-1110 (369 amino acids)
Molecular function (GO): dioxygenase activity
Source: RefSeq, a predicted model, not a curated record
AUGGCAACAGAAACUCAAACACGCACGCAACCAGAAGUCCUCACCUUCUCAACCCUCCCACCAUUUCCAGCAGAUAUCCCCACAGCUCCUCUCCACAGACUUUCACUUUCCAAACUUCGAAGUGAAUCCCCGGAAUCUGAACGCUUGUUUUCAUCAUGCAAAGACCUCGGCUUCUUCUAUCUUGAUUUAAGACAAGACGAUGAAGGUGAAUCGUUGUUAAAGGAUGCCGAUAAUCUGUUCAACCUCGCCCCCAAGCUGUUCGACCUGGGAAGAGACGAGCUCCAGAAAUAUGACUACAAAUCGCAGGGAAGUUAUAUGGGAUACAAGCGGUUUGGAUCUGCUGUUGUAGAUGAGAAGGGGAAUUUGGAUAGAAAUGAGUUCUACAAUAUACCGAAAGAUGACUUCCUCGGCAUCAGCUCCAAGCCCUUCGCUCAUCCACAGGUCCUUCACGAUCAUAACUCUCUCAUCACAUCAUAUAUGCGCACCUCGCAUUCCCUCGUCGUCUUCAUCCUUCGCCAUAUAGAGAAUCACCUCCAUCUUCCAGCAGAAACAGUCACCUCACUCCACCGUCAAAUGCAAAUCUCAGGCGAUCAAGUCCGAUUCGUGAAAUCACCUCCUCAGCCUCCAUCCGAUAUGCGUACUGCCUUAGGGAAACAUACCGACUUCGGCAGCAUCACGAUCUUGUUCAAUCGGCUUGGAGGUCUGCAGAUCUUGCCUCCGCCUUCUCUGACUCCAGCUGGACAAGAACCUCAAUGGACUUAUGUCAAACCAUUGCCGGGACAUUGUAUUGUCAAUCUGGGAGAUGCGAUGGUCAAGUUCACAAACGGGUUAUUAAGAAGCAACAUCCAUCGAGUUGUGAGUCCACCUGGUGAGCAGGCCAAAGAAACGAGGUAUAGUUUGGUAUAUUUCUCGAGACCAGAGGAUGAAGUGAUUCUGAAGAGGUUGGAGGGUAGUGAUGUUAUCCCUGAGCUUCGAGACGGCGAGAAAGAAGAGGAAGUAAAUAGCAAGGAAUGGAUUAAAUUGCAGGCUAUGAGGUUGAGAAACGUUAAGGAGGGAAUGAGCGACGAGGAUAGGAAGAAACUUUGGCAAGAAGCUGGAAGGGGGACAUGA